AUGGUUUCUGCCAAGGAGCUAGUGAUCGCGAUGUCCUCGGGUCUCUCCAUCACCCUCCUGCACUUCCUGUGCCUGGCGACCUGCGUCACCGAGCCCCCGGGACAGAUCAAAAAGGAGGAGAAAUUAUGGCCGGAGAAUUUUACAAGCAUCCUGAACAGUCUCCUGGAUGGUUAUGACAACAGGCUGCGUCCUGGAUUUGGGGGUCCUGUUACUGAAGUCAAAACAGAUAUAUAUGUCACCAGUUUUGGACCUGUUUCCGAUGUAGAAAUGGAAUACACAAUGGAUGUCUUCUUUCGUCAGACAUGGGUGGACAAAAGAUUAAAAUAUGAUGGUCCCAUUGAAAUUUUAAGACUUAAUAACAUGAUGGUUUCGAAAGUGUGGACACCUGACACUUUUUUCAGGAAUGGGAAAAAAUCCGUCUCGCAUAAUAUGACAGCCCCAAAUAAACUCUUUAGAAUAAUGAGAAAUGGCACCAUCUUAUACACAAUGAGGCUUACCAUAAGUGCAGAAUGUCCCAUGAGAUUAGUGGAUUUUCCAAUGGAUGGUCAUGCUUGUCCUCUCAAAUUUGGGAGUUAUGCAUAUCCAAAGAGUGAAAUGAUUUACACCUGGACAAAAGGACCUGAGCAAUCUGUGGAAGUUCCUGAAGAGUCUUCCAGUUUAGUUCAGUAUGACCUGCUUGGGCAUACCGUGUCCACUGAAACUGUUAAAUCUAUUACAGGUGAAUAUGUUGUUAUGACAGUUUACUUCCACCUCAGACGGAAAAUGGGUUAUUUUAUGAUUCAGACAUAUAUCCCAUGCAUUAUGACUGUGAUCCUCUCGCAGGUGUCAUUUUGGAUAAAUAAGGAAUCUGUUCCAGCUAGAACCGUAUUUGGAAUAACGACAGUUUUGACAAUGACAACAUUGAGCAUCAGUGCAAGGCAUUCAUUGCCAAAAGUAUCCUAUGCCACUGCCAUGGACUGGUUCAUAGCUGUCUGCUUUGCCUUUGUGUUCUCUGCUCUUAUUGAGUUUGCUGCUGUCAACUAUUUUACUAACGUUCAAAUGGAAAAGGCCAAAAGGAAGACAGUGAAAUCCCUCCUUGAAUUUCCAGUCAUGCCGGUGAAGCGAGAACAGUGCACAGAAGAGGCACUCAUGGCUACAGAUGCCAAUUCAAAUGUGAGGAAAAGAACAAACGCCAUGGCACAGUCAGAGGCCGAUGGUGGGAACCGAACUGACACAGCAAACAGUUCCAUCCAACCUUCUGUGGUAACUCAGGGGUCUUCUGACAUUACACCCCAGUCUCUUUCAGCAUCAAGUCCAAACCCGUUCAGUCGCCUCAAUGUAUCAGAAACAUUGUCUUCUGCAAGAGCUACUCCUCCAGCUCCUCCCUCCACCCCAAUUUUAACUGGAUGCAUAACACAGCAUGCCACAGCUGGAUCCCCAUCCAUUCAUCAUUUACUUGGAUCUAGACUGGAACAGAUUCAGACCACAGCUAAUACGAUGGGAGCAUCUGUAAAGCCGUCUGCUAUCUCUCCGUCUCCUGCUCCCCCUGCUUCCAGCUCUGGCACUAGUAAGAUAGACAAAUAUGCACGCAUUCUAUUUCCUGUCACAUUUGGAGCAUUUAACAUGGUCUACUGGGUAGUGUAUCUAUCCAAGGAUACCAUGGAAAAAUCAGAAAGUCUAAUGUAG
This is a messenger RNA of Emys orbicularis (European pond turtle), 1665 nucleotides long. RefSeq names its product gamma-aminobutyric acid type A receptor subunit alpha4 (gene GABRA4). Gene Ontology annotation, cellular component: plasma membrane; dendrite membrane; postsynapse. The coding region runs from base 1 to 1665 and encodes 554 amino acids. Gene Ontology annotation, biological process: regulation of postsynaptic membrane potential; signal transduction; gamma-aminobutyric acid signaling pathway. Lineage: Eukaryota; Metazoa; Chordata; Testudines; Emydidae. Gene Ontology annotation, molecular function: inhibitory extracellular ligand-gated monoatomic ion channel activity; benzodiazepine receptor activity; GABA-gated chloride ion channel activity. The record is from RefSeq and is a predicted model, not a curated record. The transcript is spliced from 9 exons.